AUGGCGCCUGCGGGCCCGCGGCUGGUGCUGCGUGAGGAGAAGAUCCGGGAGAAGAGCGGCCUGGCGCCUCACCAGGAUCUGGCUGAACUUCAGUCAUUAUCUCUUCCUGGAACUUACCAAGAAAAGAUUACUCACCUGGGAACUUCUUUGAUGAAUUUAACCGGUCUAAAAUCUUUAGACCUCUCACGCAACUCCUUGGUGAGUCUAGAGGGCAUUCAGUACCUGACCGCACUGGAAAGUCUCAAUCUCUACUACAACAGCAUCUCCUCCUUAGCAGAAGUGCUUCGGCUCCACUGCUUGACGGAACUCACGGAUGUGGACUUCCGGCUGAACCCUGUGGUGAAGAAUGAAUCUGAUUACCGCCUUUUUGUUGUGCACAUGCUCCCGAAGCUCAGGCAGCUGGAUGACCGUCCUGUGAGAGAGAGCGAGCGGAAAGCAUCCCGGCUGCAUUUUACAUCAGAGGAAUCACUCGCCUCAAAGCAGAGCUUCCCAGCUGUUUUCAGAGUCGGAAGACCAUGCCACUCUAGGGCCCCGUGCACUGACCCCUCGGCCAAGAAGUGCUUGGUCAUGGAUGCAGAUGACGAGGCGGUCCUGAACCUCAUUGCUGAGUGCGAGUGGGACUUGAGCAACCCUCCUGGGAGCGCAAGUUCCAGCCAGAGGGAGCGAGAGGCCGACCUCCACAGUUCCCAAGAAUCCAGACAUCUGCUGAGUCCUCAGUCAGUGCAGCACCAGUGUGGGGAUUCCAUAAGGAAGGGCCAUGAGAAGAGGAAGGGCAGCUCUCGAGGGUGCGGUCCAGAAAAGAGGCUUCAGAACCAGUACUGUGGGGAGCUACCCCCACAGUGUGGACAGCACGUGCACUUUACCCCACACCCAGAUUCCACAGAUAUUGAGGACUCGGCCCUUUCUCAGAAGUCAAGUUUGUCAGCACAAAAGGUGUUAAAUCCAUUGCCUGCUCCUGAAAAGUACAGGAAGCGAAGAAUGCCUGGCGGGAGAUUCCAGGCACCUGCAGACCAGGAGUGUCUGAGACACCUGGAGAGGCCCAACGUAUCCUUGAGCCCCGAGGAGACUCUGAGCAGGCAGAGUGGCUCGGAGGGCAGGAGCGAAAGGACCUUGUCUCGCUCUGAGGUAUCGGAGCCUGAGGAGGAGGGGCCCCACAGCAGGAGUGGCACCGGAGAGGUAGCUCCCACGCUGUAUGCGGCUGUGUCGCCUGUGAGGAAGGCUGCGCUGCAGGUGGCGCUUCUGGAGGCGCUCCUCGACCUGGUGGACCGGUACUGGAGCGGCUGCAAGUCCCUGCACGGCAACGAGGUGUUCCGGGCUCAGGCAAGACAUAUUUUGUCCUCUGUGCAAGAAUUUACAGCACCUCAGGAUAGUUCAACAAGUGUGAGUGAAGAAAUUAGCUACCUUACUCUGGAAAAUAAAUCUCUACAGAAGCACCUUGCUGAACAGCAGCAGCAGUACCGUGUGAAGAUGAGUGAGGCAGUGUCGGAACUCAGCGAUGCGCGGAAGGAGAUGGAUGACUUGAGGCAACAUUUAGACAAAUCUUUGGAGGAGAAUAGUAGCUUAAAGGCUCUUUUGUUCAGCAUGAAAAAAGAAGCAAACAAUGCAGACACUGCAGCUACGUUAAAUGUGCAGAUCACUGGACUUCAAACCAGUGUGAAGAGGCUCUCUGGUGAGAUUGUGGAAUUAAAGCAGCAUCUGGAGCACUAUGACAAGAUCCAGGAGCUCACCCAGAUGCUGCAGGAGAGCCACAGCUCCCUGGUCAGCACCAACGAGCAUCUCCUGCAGGAGCUGAGCCAGGUGCGGGUGCAGCACAAGGCCGAGGUGGAGCAGCUACACUGGAGCUAUAAGGAGCUCAAGAAGGCGCUGGCCCUGUUCCCGCACAGCAGUACCAGCCUCGGCGGCUGCUAGU
This is a messenger RNA of Neomonachus schauinslandi (Hawaiian monk seal), 1909 nucleotides long. RefSeq names its product centrosomal protein 72 (gene CEP72). The record is from RefSeq and is a predicted model, not a curated record. Gene Ontology annotation, molecular function: protein binding. NCBI's taxonomy places the organism in Eukaryota, Metazoa, Chordata, Mammalia, Carnivora, Phocidae. The coding region runs from base 1 to 1908 and encodes 635 amino acids. Gene Ontology annotation, biological process: regulation of protein localization to centrosome; spindle organization; centriole replication. The transcript has 12 exons. Gene Ontology annotation, cellular component: centriolar satellite.